GCUGGGUCGUCCGGGCGACGAAAAAGGGGAAGGGGUGCGGGGCCUGGCGGGCAAACUGAGGCUACGGACUGUUGGGUGGUUCCGUCAGGCGUUGUCGGGAGAGCUGCGGAGCCAGGUGUCCAGAGUUCACGCCACACUCCAGGAGGUGCCUGAGCGAGUGAGCCGGCCAGCGAGCCCCGCGGGUUGGGACCAUGGGCUGCUUCUUCUCCAAGAGACGGAAGGCUGGCAGGGAGUCGCGGCCCGAGAACGAGGAGGAGCGGCCAAAGCAGUACAGCUGGGAUCAGCGCGAGAAGGUUGAUCCAAAAGACUACAUGUUCAGUGGACUGAAGGAUGAAACAGUAGGUCGCUUACCUGGGACAGUAGCAGGACAACAGUUUCUCAUUCAAGACUGUGAGAACUGUAACAUCUAUGUUUUUGAUCACUCUGCUACAAUUACCAUUGAUGACUGUACUAACUGCAUAAUUUUUCUGGGACCAGUGAAAGGCAGUGUGUUUUUCCGGAAUUGCAGAGAUUGCAAGUGCACAUUAGCCUGCCAACAAUUUCGUGUGCGUGAUUGUAGAAAGCUGGAAGUCUUUUUGUGCUGUGCCACUCAACCCAUCAUUGAGUCAUCCUCAAAUAUCAAAUUUGGCUGUUUUCAAUGGUACUAUCCUGAAUUAGCUUUCCAGUUCAAAGAUGCAGGGCUAAGUAUCUUCAACAAUACAUGGAGUAACAUUCAUGACUUUACACCUGUGUCAGGAGAACUCAACUGGAGCCUUCUUCCAGAAGAUGCUGUGGUUCAGGACUAUGUUCCUGUACCUACUACUGAAGAGCUCAAAGCUGUUCGUGUUUCCACAGAAGCCAAUAGAAGCAUUGUUCCAAUAUCCCGGGGUCAUAGACAGAAGAGCAGCGAUGAAUCAUGCUUAGUGGUAUUAUUUGCUGGUGAUUAUACUAUUGCAAAUGCCAGGAAACUAAUUGACAAGAUGGUUGGUAAAGGCUUUUUUCUAGUUCAGACGAAGGAAGUGUCCAUGAAAGCUGAGGAUGCUCAAAGGGUUUUUCGGGAAAAAGCACCUGACUUCCUUCCUCUUCUGAACCAAGGUCCAGUUAUUGCUUUGGAGUUUAAUGGAGAUGGUGCUGUAGAAGGAUGUCAACUUACUGUAAACGAGACAUUCAAUGGGACCAAGAUGUUUGUAUCAGAAAGCAAAGAGACGGCAUCUGGAGAUGUGGACAGCUUCUACAACUUCGCUGAUAUACAGAUGGGAAUAUGAAGUGCAAUGUGGAACCAGGACUUGGUAUUAAGCCUUUCCCAACUUGUGAAUAUAGAAUUUGAUAAUAUACUUUUGUGUAUUAGCAAUGGUUUUUACUAAUGCUAAAACUGUUGAAGUUUAUUUUUUAAUAAAUUGUUGAAUAUUA
This is a messenger RNA of Saimiri boliviensis boliviensis (Bolivian squirrel monkey), 1389 nucleotides long. It is a transcript of the gene RP2, whose product is annotated as RP2 activator of ARL3 GTPase. Lineage: Eukaryota; Metazoa; Chordata; Mammalia; Primates; Cebidae. Gene Ontology annotation, molecular function: GTPase activator activity. Gene Ontology annotation, biological process: post-Golgi vesicle-mediated transport. Gene Ontology annotation, cellular component: cilium; periciliary membrane compartment. The record is from RefSeq and is a predicted model, not a curated record.